Molecule: messenger RNA, 3665 nt
Organism: Acipenser ruthenus (sterlet)
Lineage: Eukaryota; Metazoa; Chordata; Actinopteri; Acipenseriformes; Acipenseridae
Product: GRAM domain-containing protein 2B
Exons: 13
Coding region: 144-1286 (380 amino acids)
Source: RefSeq, a predicted model, not a curated record
GCUAUUGGUAGUUUCCUUUGGUCUGAUUCAAGCUCAUUUCCAUAUUUAGCUUCAAUGAAAGGAAAAAAAAACCAAAAAACUCAACAGGCAGCUGAACUAGUCCCCUUCACGUCCACUUCGCGUAAAAUAACGACCCGAGAAGGAUGUUUGAGAGCAAGAAAGAAACGUUCAAGUUACUCCUGAGGAAAAUAGACGCGAAAGCGGCACACAAAAUGAAACACAUCCUUUAUGAAAGCUCUCAGGUGGAAAGCAAAGUGAACUCUGAGAAACUCAAAAAGGAGAAGAAGAAGAUGGGGCUGCAGAAGAAAUCACAGAGUCUGGAGGAAGCCCAGCUGGCAAUCCAGCACAGAGACAAGCACCAGCCCCUCAACAGAUCUCAGACCUUUGAUUUAGCGUCUACUAAAAAUGACGAGCAAGAGAAAAGCCUGGAGAGGAAGGGGUCCCUCACCAGCAGUCCGAGUAAAAGCAGUCAGAGUUAUUCAAAGCACAACAAAUCCUUCCACAAGCUGUUCAGAGAGAUUCCUGAAGAGGAGCCACUAAUGAACAGUUUCACCUGCGCUCUGCAGAAGGAGAUCCUGUACCAUGGCAAGAUGUAUGUGUCCAACAACUACAUCUGUUUCUAUUCCUCUGUGCUCCUCAAAGAAACCAAGGUGGUGAUCCCAGUGUCAUCUGUAGCAAUCCUGAAGAAACAGAACACAGCCCUCGUGGUGCCCAACGCACUGUCCAUCCGCACCACCGAUGGAGAAAAGUUUAUUUUUGUGUCUUUGCGAACACGAGACGUAACUUUCAAGCUCCUGAAGUCAAUCUGCAAUCCCUCAGAGGAUGCCAGUGCAAACAGCAGCCCGGUGUUUUCCUCUGCAGAGACAAGUUUUGACACUCCAGGGAAACACUUGAACUCCAGUCAGUCCAGCUUGGACCAGGAGCAGGAAACGCAGCCGGAUUCCCUGGGGACUCCGAAGCACAGCAAAGAUCCAUCACAGCAAUUGAAUACAAUCCAUUCGCAACUCAACAGUGAGGACAAGGGGGAGGAUCAGACAGACAGGGCAGUGGAACAGCAAGCAGCCGAUUCCUGGGUGUGGACAAUCACUCGGAAAGUGAACUCGUACAUCAUGCCGCACGAAUCCAACUCCAUCAACAUGCUGCUUAUCAUCUACCUGCUACUGGUGGUUGUUCUUCUCCUGUCCUCUGGGUAUAUCGGGCUCCGGAUACUGGCACUGGAGCAGCAGUUGACUUCCAUGGGUGCCUGGCCUGACGUCUCUAUGCACAGCGGGUACAAGGAUGCCUAACCGCUUCGCAUUGCAGACGUCCUGUCGUCUGGAUUGAUCAAAGCCCUCGCUGGCUCAAGCCCUCUCGGGGAGAUGCGAGUGGAACUCUGCUGCUCAGACUGCGACGGAGGAGAAUGAAUCCUCAAUGCUAUCGUGUCCACGCAUCUUGUAAUUUGAAUGACAGUUAACAGCGGAGAGGCAGAGGUUCAAGCCACACACCAGGGAUUGUUUGCGCUACCUACCAGUACCUGAAGAAGCGGCUUGCUAGCUCGCAGGUAUCCUUUUAGGCCAGUGCAAAAACCCAAAGCCAAAACUGCUGGAAAAGAUGACCUGACAAUCGGAAGUUCAUUGAAGCACUCCUGUGAAUGAUCGUAAAGGCAUAUUUUGAAGAAACCUUUUCAAUGCAUCCUGGCCGAUCCACUUUUUUUACAGCAUUACUGUAUGUUGGGAAAGCUAACAGAGGUGAUGCCAUGUUUACAAACUGUGAAUUAACAGUGCAAUAUUCCUACUAUAUCAGGACUUCCUUGGGUCUUAACAAUAUUUUUUUGGGGGUAUUACAUUUCUAGCAUUACGUACUUUGUAGCUUUUUUACUUGAUGCAACAUCAGGAAUAAUGUUUAAAUUUGUAACAGCAUUACCUACAUCAGUAAACCGGUUCUUUUUGUAAAGUACAGUUUGUAUAUAUUAUUAUUACUUAUUUCUUAGCAGACGCCCUUAUCCAGGGCGACUUACAAUCAUUACAAGAUAUCACGUUACACAUUAUUUCACAUUAUACAGAUCACAUUAUUUUUACAUACAAUUACCCAUUUAUACAGUUGGGUUUUUACUGGAGCAAUCUAGGUAAAGUACCUUGCUCAAGGGUACAACAGCAGUGUCCCCCACCGGGGAUUGAACCCACGACCCUCCGGUCAAGAGUCCAGAGCCCUAACCACUACUCCACACUGCUGACACCUGAUUGAUCAUACAAAGUGCCAGGGGAAUGUACAUUAUAAUUUAUUUUUUUGGAUCCUGAUCUAUUGAAUUGUUUGUUAUGAAAGAAUAUUCUGUUAACCUCUUAGGACACAGUGAAGAAACUGCUUAUAGUGCUCAAUUGUCCCUCGUACAAGAAGUGAUGUCACAAAGCAAAAUGUGAAAAUAGAACUCUAUAUUCCCAUUGCAAGUUAGCUCUGAGACACUCACAAAGGCAAUUCUAUACCAAGCAGUGAAUCCUACAGGGUGAAAGAGGCAGUACAAGUUUACUGAACAAAAAAAACACAAUUAUUUAAGUACAAGAGCAGCAAGUCCAGGAUUUGACAGCAAGCUGUUUUAAAAACUGGAACACAAAAAAAAAAAAAAAAAAACGUAAGGUCAGCUAGUUAUCAUACUCUACAUUUAAAUGCAGAGCAAGCAACGUGCACAGUAGGAUCGCAGCAACAACCAUCUGCUUUCUAACUUAUGGAUGAUCGGUGUUUAGAUUUUGUGGAAAUUUUGAAUUCCAGUAUCUCUCCCCUCUGUGUUUAUUUUUCUUGCUUUAACCUUUAAUAUAAGGCAUUCAGGCUUUUACUAUUUUGUAAUGGAGGUUGCAAUAAGGGAACCAAUUGCGCAUGCAUAUGUAAACCCAUAUAUCCUUUAUAUGUAGUUUUUAAAGACUGCACCAGUAUGUAUUUUAAACUCAGUAUUAACUUUACAACAUACCUCAGCACAAGUAGCUUUUUUCUCAAUGUCAAUCAAACAGUGCUUUAACUUUUGGUGAAAAGGAAAACGUUAUUAAGGCCAAUCUCGUCUACAAAGCCGUAUUACUGAACUUCUGUACACCUCCAAUGGGGGUUUAAUCAAGUUCCUCAGGAAUGUAUUGUUCUUAUUGCAUGGAAUGGUAAGACUUUUUUUGUUAUGUAGCCAAGUGUAGAAUAACGAAAAUGGACUUGGCAUAAAACAAACAUUCAAAUGAAUAAUGGGUGUUUGGAUAUCAUUGUAACACAAUUGUGUUACACUGAAGAAAUCAUUAGCAGCAAACAUCAGCAAUGGCAACACAGUGGAUCUGGAUGAGAUGUUGCAGCCUUACUGUUCUGGUAGUGGGACACUGCAAUGGAUUUGUAUAGACCUGCGCUAUCAGUAAGCCAAUACGAACAUGGAACAAAGACAAGCACAACAAGUUCUGUGUUGCCUUAUUUACACUCCAAACACCGCAAGUUGUUUUUUUUUUGUAUGAAUUUCUACUGGAUAAUGUUAUUUAAUUAUCUGUGAUGCUGCGAACUGUUUUGCUUAUUGAAGUAACCUAAAUGCAGAGUUAAUUAUUUGUAUUUUUGCACAAUUUCUUUUUUUCUGUGUUUUAUUUUUGUUGAUCUUUUUGAAAGGUUCAUUUAUUGUAUGGUUGGUAUAUUUGUGUGCGCUUCUUUGUCAAUAAAUGUUUAAUUGUAUUGGU